Daphnia carinata is the source of this 732-nucleotide messenger RNA. RefSeq names its product protein LTO1 homolog. The transcript has a single exon. NCBI's taxonomy places the organism in Eukaryota, Metazoa, Arthropoda, Branchiopoda, Diplostraca, Daphniidae. Bases 80 to 616 code for a protein of 178 amino acids. The record is from RefSeq and is a predicted model, not a curated record.
UUUACUUUGUAGAUCAGAUUAUUAGAUAUCGAAUUCUUUAAUGUGCAGUAUGACUCAAAAUGAACCAUAAAGGUUCAUCAUGGCGGUAAACACAGCAGCAGUCAGCGACUUCGAUAUCCAAGAUGCGUUUGAUUCUUUAGUGUUAUCUGAAGAUAAUUUUGUGAACAAAGCUUAUAAAGAAGGACUGGUUCACGGAGAAACAGUUGGAUUUCAAGAAGGCUUUGAUCUCGGCAAUCAGAAAGGUGCCGAAAUCGGCUCGGAAAUUUUUUACUACCGUGGGUUUGCUAAGGGUUGGAUAGCCUUAUUGUCAGAGAACGAGUGCGAUUUUACACAAACUUUACAUCACCUGUUGGAGUUGUGCCCAAAUUCAUUAAACCCUGAAUUUGUUGAUGAAGUCAAUCAGAGCAGGCUAAGAGAACAGCAAGGAAAAACUAAUCCAAAAUCUGUCAAAGCACUGAAAAAGUUGCUGAAGUUGUUGGACUGUUUUCCACAAGACAAUCCAAAAAGUCAAGAUAUUAUUGCUUUACUGCAAGAGAUACGAGCCAAAUUCAAACACUGCUGUGCCAUCCUUAAAGUUGAUGCAAGUUACUCUGCUAAAGGUCAAUUCAAUUUUUGAACCCACAUUAUUAAAAUGGAGACAAGACAUGCAACUAUUCGAAGUGCCUUGGAAAAGCUAUCAUCAUUUCUGGAAUCAUUUCUUCCAAUUCUCAAUACACAUAUGGUCCACUUCUA